UUAAAUACACAUGAAAGAAAGAAAGAUUUCAGAGUUUGUUUCAUGUCAAUCUUUUUUACUGUUAGGCUAGAAUCGCUAUCGGCACAACCAGAUGCAAUCGACUGGGCAUUUUAUAAACAGCAUGUUUCAAAACCUGGUUUGGUGGAUGCAUUUGAGAAGUCUGUAAGUGAAGAGAUUGAAAUAUAUAUUACGACUUCACAAGCAUUUUGCAAAUUACAUUUUUGUCCAAUGCUUGUUCUGUAUUAUAGUUUGCGGCAGUGAAAGUACCAUACCCAGAAGAUACGAGCUCUGCUGCUAUUCUUCAAGAAGAAAAAGAGUUUGUAAGUAUACUUGCCUCAACUGAGGAUAACGUUUGGGCCUACAAGUCUCCAUGGAGUCUUGUGAUGCUUGAGGAAAGCUACCAAAUGGGUUGUUCCUGAAAAGAUCAACACUCUCCCCAUGGAGGAAAUUUCUGCCGUGGGGAAAGUGUAGAUGUUUUGUGAAAUAACCCAAUACACCUUUCUGGAAAGUACGCCACUUUGGCUAUAGAGCCUCUUUUUUCGUGUAUGGAACAUUAGUUAAAGCAUAACAUGUCAAUCGUGAAACCACGGGUGAAACAAAGCUCUAUGGCCAAAGAUGCAUGACAUACUUUCUGGAAACGUGUAUUUAGCUUGAAAAUCUACCAGGUAACAAUUAAGAAAUCAAUGCCUGAUUUUCCCCAAGGAUUGCAAGACUUCACAUAGGCUUGGGUUACAAGAUUGACAGUCUAAUGAUCAGGCAUUAACCCUUUUAUAAGUGGCAAUGUGCCCUAAUAUUUUACUGUCUAAGCCAGACAAGUGUUGGCACUUAAUGGGUUAAAAUAUUUGUUAUCCAUGUAUGAAUUAUUCUGACUUCUGUUUGUGUCGUAGGAUAAGAAAUGUGUUGAAGUUAUGCAAGAAACAAAUACCAACAUUGCCAACCUCAAAGAAGAAGUAUGCUUUGGAAAAUAAUAUUGUGAUUUACUAUAUGGACAUUUUUGUAAAUGAAUAUAUAAAUUGAGUAAAUCUCUCUACUUUGUAGCUGGCUCAACUAAAAGCGUUAAAACCUUUCGAGGAAAUGACGGUAAGCAAGGCAUCUAAGGACGAACAUUCAUGAGAGAAAUAUAUGUCUGUUCAAGGCACAAUUUGUUUCAAAAUGUAGUCUACACAGCCAUCACAACUAAUAAUAUUCAAUUCUUCUAUUUAUAGUCGGAUGAAUAUCUUGCUGAUAAGCCUGAUCUACGUAAACAACUGGAUGAUGAAUUCAAGAGCUUUAUAUAUAAAUAGAUAUGUUGUGAACGUGUUAUUGUUUUGAAGUUGGCUGUUUGUUGAAUAUAUAUUAAAAUUUU
Molecule: messenger RNA, 1345 nt
Organism: Paramuricea clavata
Lineage: Eukaryota; Metazoa; Cnidaria; Anthozoa; Malacalcyonacea; Plexauridae
Source: the annotation of a GenBank genome assembly